Molecule: messenger RNA, 3204 nt
Organism: Tympanuchus pallidicinctus (lesser prairie-chicken)
Lineage: Eukaryota; Metazoa; Chordata; Aves; Galliformes; Phasianidae
Gene: DNAJC11
Product: DnaJ heat shock protein family (Hsp40) member C11
Exons: 16
Coding region: 57-1736 (559 amino acids)
Biological process (GO): cristae formation
Source: RefSeq, a predicted model, not a curated record
CUGUCAGGACGGCGCGGCGCAUCGCUCCGCCCGGCGCGGGGUGAGAGGUCGGGAAGAUGGCGGCGGCCUUGGGCGAAGAGGCGCCGGACAACGAGGACUACUACGCGCUGCUCAACGUGCGGCGAGAGGCCUCUCAGGAAGAGUUAAAAGCUGCCUACCGCCGGCUGUGCAUGCUGUACCACCCAGACAAGCACAGAGACCCAGAGCUGAAGCUGCAGGCUGAGCGGCUGUUUAACCUGGUUCACCAAGCUUAUGAAGUGCUUAGUGAUCCACAGACCAGGGCCAUCUAUGACAUAUAUGGGAGGAGAGGACUGGAGAUGGAAGGAUGGGAGGUUGUGGAAAGGAAGAGAACUCCAGCUGAAAUCAGAGAGGAGUUUGAGCGUUUGCAGAGAGAGAGGGAAGAGAGAAGACUGCAGCAGAGAACUAAUCCAAAGGGAACCAUCAGUGUUGGAAUAGAUGCUACGGACCUCUUUGAUCGUUAUGAUGAAGAAUAUGAAGAUGUGCAAGGGAGCAGCUUUCCCCAGAUUGAAAUAAACAAAAUGCACAUAUCCCAGUCCAUUGAGGCACCACUGACUUCCACAGACACAGCAAUACUGUCUGGUAACCUUUCUACCCAGAAUGGGAACGGAGGUGGAUCAAUUAAUGUUGCUUUUAGACGAGUGACAUCUGCCAAGGGAUGGGGAGAGUUGGAGUUUGGAGCAGGAGACCUUCAGGGGCCUCUCUUUGGUCUGAAGAUAUUCCGUAAUCUUACGCCAAGAUGCUUCAUCACUACCAACUGUGCUCUGCAGUUCUCGUCCCACGGGAUCCGCCCAGGUCUCACCACAGUUCUGGCCCGCAACCUCGACAGGAACACGAUGGGGUACCUGCAGUGGCGGUGGGGCCUCCAGUCAGCCAUGAACACCAGCGUUGUCCGGGACACGAAAACCAGCCACUUCACUGUGGCGCUGCAGCUGGGAAUCCCCCAUUCCUUCAUGAUGGUCAGUUAUCAGCAUAAGUUUCAGGAUGAGGAUCAGACGCGGAUAAAAGGCUCUCUAAAGGCAGGGUUCUUUGGGACCAUUGUGGAGUAUGGAGCAGAGAGGAAGAUUUCCAGACACAGCAUCCUAGGAGCCACCGUCAGCGUUGGUGUUCCCCAAGGAGUGUCUUUGAAAAUCAAGUUGAACAGGGCUAGUCAGACCUACUUCUUCCCUGUCCACCUAACAGAUCAGCUGCUUCCCAGUGCUGUAUUCUAUGCCACUGUGGGACCCCUGGUUGUCUACUUUGCCAUGCACAGGCUAAUCAUCAAACCCUACCUCAGGGCGCAGAAGGAGAGAGAGCUGGAGAAGCAGAGGGAAAGUACUGCCAGUGACAUCCUUCAGAAAAAGCAAGAGGCAGAAGCUGCAGUUAGGUUGAUGCAGGAGUCUGUCCGGAGGAUAAUUGAAGCAGAGGAAGCCAGAAUGGGUCUGAUUGUAGUGAAUGCCUGGUAUGGGAAGUUUGUUAAUGACAACAGCAGGAAGAAUGAGAAGGUGAAAGUAAUAGAUGUGACUGUGCCCUUGCAGUGCUUAGUGAAGGACUCCAAGCUCAUCCUCACAGAGGCAUCCAAGGCUGGGUUGCCGGGUUUCUAUGAUCCCUGUGUGGGUGAGGAGAAGAGUUUGAAAGUGCUUUAUCAGUUCCGGGGAGUUCUGCACCAAGUGAUGUCAGCUGACAACGAGGCCCUCAGGAUACCAAAGCAAUCUCACAGAAUCGAUGCAGAUGGCUAAAUCUGAUGAGAGCUGCACGUCUGUUACAGUACCUGGGUCAGCAGAGACAGCAGAACCUUCCCCCAGAUGCUACAAGCUUGAACAAGAGACAUUUUUAUUUUUAUCUGUAUAGCAGGUGGUGGCUACCAGUCACGUUAGGAUCAAAAAUGAGAGAACCUGCUUCCUGAGGUGGCUUCAAAGCAAUACUUCUCAAUUGUGGCUCAGUAAUCAAUAAAGCAAUGUGACUCUGAACGUGCACUACUUUCUGCUGAGGUUGUGUGAGCAGGCUCUGAGCACCACCCAUCAUGCAGCCAAAUCUUUCCUGCAGCAAUUUGGCCCAGUCUGUUUGUGCAUUCUCACAUAGCCUUCUGUACUUAGCAAGAAAGAAGACUUGUUCUUACUACUUCAUGUACUUACUGAGGUAGGUAACAUGCCUUUUUCCACACCUGAGUGAAAAUUCUUUGUUAAGGCCACCUCCUGGGAGUUUUCUGUGUAAAUCCUUUCGUUGGAAAGAGGGCAGAGAUUGUUUUCCACACUAAUUCUGUAUUUGAAAUGCACUUGUUAAGAACAAGUAUGUUUGGAACGGAGUUCUUUGCUUUUUGUAAUGACACGGACCUCUUCCCUAUGAAUCCAUUCAGCUGCUCUCUUCAAACACUGCUCUACCAGACAAGGACACUGGGUAUAACUGUCUUAUUAAUUCAUUUUCCUGUCAAGGUGUUCAGGAGACCAGGAAAGCAGAGAGCGGGGGGGGAAGGACAGCAAUUCAUCUUAUUUCUAGGAAAAAAGAGCGUGGUUCAUAGGAGUAAACCAGACCAAAGUGAGGAGUGGCACAAAAUGGGGAAAAGAGCUGAAAACCCUGAAUUCAGCUGCCACUUCUGCUGCAGCAUCAGAUGUGAGGUAAACUUGUUGGAUUUGUCCUGCAUGGAAGCUGUGCUGGUAAUUUACCAGCAGAAAGGGCAGCGCUGUUCUCGUGACACAGCAGGUAGAAGUGGCAGCCGUGUGCUAUUCCAGUUUUGGUGGGAGUUUUGUGGUGCUUUCCUUACAGAGAAAAGGAAUAAUCAGGCUGUUUCUGAGCCACAGCUCUGCUCUUGGUGAAUCCUAGGGCAGCUUCCAUUGCUUCCAGGGGAGAGACAGGAAACAAAGGGUCUUGGCUGUGUGUUGUUGCAUUACCAUAAGUCACUUCCUGAUGUGCACCUGGCCCCUUUUUCUGGAGUGCCAUUCUCUGCUCCAGUCACGGUCUUAAGAUGACAUGCAGGAGGGCAUUUCACAGGACGAUUAAGUUUCUAAAACCAGACUCAUUUGAGCUAGGCUGCAAGGAACUUCUCCCUCCAACACAAGUUCAUACAACUAAGUGUUCACUUUUAAAAGUAAAACAAGGCUCUGCAGUUGCAACCAGUUCCUGGUGUAGGACUCUAUUUCACGUAUGACCAAUGUUCUGUUUUUUUUCUGAUACUAAAUGUAAAAUGUGCAAUAAAUUAUGUUCAGCUGA